CACUGAGUUGCUGGUUUGUCGUGGUUUCGGUCUCUUUUCAGUUCACACACACAGACACGCACAGCUGUGUCUGUCUUAAAGGAGCAGAGAUACAGUACAGCACCAUGAACAACACCAACGAUACCUUAGAGGACAGCGCUCCGGAGCUGAGUUGUGUGAAUGCAGUGUAUACAGUCUCUGCCGCGGUGUACGGCUGUGUGAUGGUACUGGGCCUGCCGCUCAACGCCGUGUCACUCUGGGUUCUGCUCCGCCGUCACGGCCUCAAAUCCUCCAGCGCUGUCUUCAUGAGCCACCUGGCUCUGUCCGACCUGCUGCUGGUGCUCUCCCUGCCCACCCGGGUCUACUUCUACACCACAGGCACCUGGCCCCUGGGCAUCCAGGCCUGCACGGCCACCACCAUGCUGUUCCGUAACAACAUCCGCUCCAGCGCUGUCUUCAUCACCUUCAUUGGCCUGGACAGGCUGCUGGCUGUGGUCUACCCUCUAAGAACCCGCCACAUCCGCACCACCACCAAUGCCUGGAAAGCCUGUGUCUUCAUCUGGAUCCUGAUCGUGGCGGUCAACAUCCCAGAGGCCCUGUACUUCAUCAGUCAGAUGAAGAGCUGUAACGCCACUGACAAAUGCUUUGAGUUUACUCAAGAAUGUGCCUUGAAUGUGCAGAUAGCUGGUUACGUGCAGUUCGGGCUGGUGUUCGCCAUGCUGGGGGUCAACGUGGUCUCCACCGCCAUGGUGUCCUGGACUCUACACAGGCACCUCAGCGAUGCUGCCAUGGUCAACAAUAAGAUGAACGUCAUGCUGAUCUUCACCAUCAACCUUCUGAUGUUUAUUGUCUUCUUCCUGCCCUCCUCCAUCGUGCUGAUGCUCGGUAUCAGGCAGGCUAUCAUGCCCAUGUUCUGUCUGACCAGCAUCAACUGUUGUCUAGAUCCACUGUUGUACUGCUUCUCUUUAGAUGCUUUCUGGAAGAAGAGUGUUCUGACGUAGAGGUUUCACUGGCCAGAUCACAUGAAAGUAGAUUAGGGAGCACAGUGAGAAACGACUACCGGUGGAGAUAGUUUGAGGAAACUGCGUCAACAUGUGUUCCUAAAUAUUCCACAAUUUAUAGUUAAAUGUUCAAUUCUAUUUUGCUAAAUGUCACUCAUUUUCUUU
This is a messenger RNA of Salvelinus namaycush (lake trout), 1145 nucleotides long. RefSeq names its product lysophosphatidic acid receptor 5b (gene lpar5b). The record is from RefSeq and is a predicted model, not a curated record. Gene Ontology annotation, molecular function: lysophosphatidic acid receptor activity. Gene Ontology annotation, biological process: positive regulation of Rho protein signal transduction; phospholipase C-activating G protein-coupled receptor signaling pathway. The transcript has a single exon. NCBI's taxonomy places the organism in Eukaryota, Metazoa, Chordata, Actinopteri, Salmoniformes, Salmonidae. Gene Ontology annotation, cellular component: membrane. Bases 105 to 980 code for a protein of 291 amino acids.